AAUAAUCCAGGCUUUAUUUUCCCCUUACGUUGUUUGUCUUCGUCUUCUCCUUCCUCCGUUCUCCCCCAAACCGCGAGACAUCAGCAAACCCUUCUCCAAACAGAACUCUCCGCUCUCGCCCGCACCGCGCUCCAGUUCCCGCCCGCAGCACCAUGCUCAUCGCCACCUCGUGAUUCCUACUCCCCGAACCCGCACCCAGAAUUCGCCAUGGCGGCGUCGGAGCGGGAGGCCGGCCUCCUCGCCCGCGUGGCCGCGAACCACCUCUUCCUCGCUCAAUUCGAGCCCAUGCGCGCGGCUCUACUCAGCCUCCGCCGCCGCACCGAUCCCGAUCUCGCUGCAGACUUCCUCCGCGCGGUGGUCGCCUCGGGGGGCCGCGUCCCUGGCGUGCUCUGGUCGGCGCUGCCCGCCUGCCCCUCCUCCUCCCACCUCGCCUGGCUCGCCGUGCUUGAGCUCGCUGCCCUCCCUUCCACUCCCAACCCCGAGUCGCUCCGCCUCAAGGCUGAGUUUCUCAUUCUUCUCCAGCCCAUCGCUGAUGACCCUGCCACCGGCGUCGAUGCUCGGGGAACGCUCGUGAAGCUGCUGGAUUUGGGGGUGGCGAGGCUGAAACGCGAGGUCGACGACUAUGGGGAACCUGUCGAGGAGGUCCCGGUUACCGAGGAGGAUCUGAGGGGGUUGUGGGGGGUGGUCCUCGACAAUGCCGAGCUGUUUGACGCCCUGUGUGCGGGCGUUUCGAGGCAGAUCGGACUGGACUCAGGUUUUGGUGUAAAUGUGCUCCUGUCGUUGCGACGUAGCGUGCAGCUCGCCCACUUGGACGCCAUGAAGGCGCUUGUCAUGGCUGGUGACGUCGAAAGUGCUACUGGGCAUAUCCGGUUCCUCUGUUUGGAGAAUGGCGUAGAGGAGGACAGUUAUAAGGUUGUCCUAGGUGAUGUUGUGAAAAAGGGUUGGGAAAAAUCAUCAAAUUAUUUUGGAAAAUGGUUUGAAUCGCGUAAUAGAAUCAUUACAAUUUAUGGAGAAGCACUUCAGUCAAGCAGUCCCCAGCUUGUUCAACUAAUUCAGAUCAUUCUGGAUGACAUUCUUUCUGAAGAAUUUGAAGACCACAGUAUCUCUGAUGCUCAUUGGAUGCCUCUUCCUUUCAAGAAGUUUCUGGAAACAUUGUGGUUGGAGAGGGAUGCUGAUUCAGAUGACAGGACCAUUUUGACCGAAGCUAUAGUAUCCUGCAAGAAAGAUCUGUUCCACUAUUCUCGACUUUCUGGAAAGCAUGUCCUUGAAGUUAUCAUGGAAACUGCUCUAUCAUUAAUUAAGAGAGAACAGCUUCAAGAAGCUGUUAAUGUUGUUUCUUUAUUUCCCCUUCUCCAGCCAUUGGUUGCUGUAUUGGGUUGGGAUAUUCUGAAGGGUAAGACAGAACUGCGGAGAAAGUUAAUGCAGUUGUUCUGGACAAGCAAAUCCCAAGCUCUGCGUCUACAAGAAUAUUCACAUUACCGUGCACAGACGGAUGAGACAUCCUGUGAGGAGUACCUAUGUGACCUGUUAUGCUUUCAUCUGGAUCUUGCAUCCUUCGUUUCCAGUGUGAAUUCUGGGCACCCUUGGAAUUUGAGGAAUUCAUUGUUCUCCCAAAAAGAGCAAGAUUCAGUUGUUAAUGCAGAAACAUUAGAUCCUUUUGUUGAGAACAUGAUACUUGAGCGGUUAGCUGUUCAGACUCCCAUGAGAGUGCUGUUUGACGUGGUCCCAGGAAUAAAGUUUCAAGAUGCAAUUGAGCUUGUUGGUAUGCAGCCACUUUCUUCAACAACUGCAGCUUCGAAAAGGAUGCAUGACAUCGAGCUGAUGCACAUGCGAUAUGCUCUACAGUCAGUUGCCCUUUCUUUAGGGGAGAUGGAGAAGUGUGCAGGUGAUGGGAAUGAGCACCAUUAUCACAUAGCUUUGUCAUAUUUGAAGGAGAUGCAAAAUUUUAUGGAGGCUAUCGAAAGCACUCCACGAAAGAUUUUCAUGGUCAGCAUUGUAUUAUCAUUAUUACAUAUGGAUGACACUAUCAAGUUGCCGCAAGCCGCCCCCCCAGAGUGUUCUGUCAAUCAUGAUUGCUGUGAUAGUAAUACUGAAUCUGAAGGGAAGAACAUGGUGAUAUCUUUUGUUGGACUUCUGCUUGACAUACUUCGACAUAAUGUCCUAUUUAAAGGCCCUGAUAUGGAUCAGUUGCCAAGUACUGGUCUGUCACCUGCUGGCAGGCAAGCGUUAGAGUGGAGACUCAAACAUGCCAGCCAUUCCAUUGAAGACAUGGAUUGGCGUCUAUCUGUUCUACAACGCCUCCCACCUCUGUCUGGGCGACAAUGGAGUUGGAAGGAGGCAUUAGUUGUUUUACGUGCCGCUCCUUCAAAAUUGUUGAACGUGUGCAUGCAAAGGGCAAAUUAUGGUAUAGGAGAGGAAGCUGUACAACGAUUUUCUUUGCCUGCUGAGGAUAAAGCUUCUCUUGAAUUAGCUGAAUGGGUAGCUGGUGCAUACAGAAGAGCAUUGGUUGAGGAUGCUCUAAAUCGGGCCACAGACAACCCAAGUGUUGCACGCGAAUCAGAUAUUUUGUCAUUCCGUGCUCAGCUUGGUCCUUUAACUACGAUUCUGCUUUGCAUUGAUGUUGCUGCAACUUCUGCUAGGUCAGGGGAUAUGUGUCGAUUUCUUCUUGAUGAGGCUACAAGUUUGUUAUCUGAAAUAUUUCCAGGAACCUCCCCAAAAAUAGGUCCAACUUAUUGGGAUCAGAUUCAAGAAGUUGCUAUCAUAUUAGUGAUAAAGUGCAUCCUUCAGCGCCUGAGUGGCAUUUUAGAUCUCGAAGGUCGGCCAUAUCUUCAAGUAGUUUUUACCGAAGUGAGUGCCUCUUUGUCAACUGAAUCUAGCAGAGUUGGACAAAAGCAACGUCCACUUGGACUCCUGCAUCAGAUGAUUGAUGAUGCCUUCAGAGGAAAGCGUCAGUUCUUGAAUGGUAAUGCCUACUUUAUUCAGUUGAACUGUAAUUGUUGUUGCGAUUAUGUUCUAGAGGCAUUUCUGAACUUUUCUAUUUCAGGUAAACUUCACAAUGUUGCAAGAGCUAUUGUUGAUGAAGAUUCGGAUAAAACUUACUCAAAAGACGGUACCAAGUCAGAAAAAAAAGAUGCUUUGAUAUCCGAAAAAGGUACAGUCCUUGGUCAUGGACUUAGAAUCCUGAAGCAAGCAUCUAAGACUGACCCAACAGCUUCAAGUGUUCCUGAAAGCAGUUCAGACCACAAAGGUUCUACAAACAGAUACUUGGGUCAUGUAUCUACCAAGCCGUCGACAUACUUAUCAAACUUCAUAAUAUAUAUUGCAACCAUUGGUGACAUAGUUGAUGGAACUGACACGACUCAUGAUUUCAACUACUUCUCAUUGGUGUACGAACGACCAAAAGAUCUUUUAACUCGUUUAGUUUUUGAGCAUGGAAGCACUGACGCAGCUGCGAAGGUAGCUGACACAAUGGGUGUGGAUUUUGUGCAUGAGAUAAUAUCAGCUUGUGUGCCACCAGUUCUUCCUCCACGAACAGGACAAGGAUGGGCUUGCAUUCCUAUUUUAACCACAGUUUCUAAUAUUAUUUCUGAAAACAGUUCAACAGUUCCAAAGUCCCUCCCCCCUGAUCAAGGAUGGAGUCCACAUGAUUCAUUGUUGUCUUCUCGCCGGGAUCCGCUGUAUCCUCUUCAGUUAAAUUUAGUGAAGCAUUUAGCCCAAUUAUCAUCAGUAAGAGCAGUUCUGGCAUGUGUGUUCGGAAGUAGCAUACUAUCUGGUGACAGUGAAUCAUCUCCUACUUAUGUGAAAGAUGCAAUGCAAACCACUGAAGUUGAGAGGUCAUUCUAUGAAUUCGCUCUUGAACAAUCGGAGAGAUAUCCAACUUUGAACCGGUGGAUACAGAUGCAGUCUAACCUUCACCGGGUAUCUGAGUCUGCCGUGGCAGUUAAAACUGAAAAUGAAGUCGCCGUGCAUCAAUCAAAAGGAAAAUUUUCUAUUAAGCGAGCUCGUGAACCUGACAGUGAUGCUGAAUCAGAGCUUGAAGAUGUCGUCAUAAAUGGAAAUGCCGCUUCAAGUACACUAGAAUCCCCUAAACAUGAUGAUGCUAAACUAGAGCCAACAGCUUUUAUUUCUUUUGACUGGGAGAACGAAGGACCAUAUGAGAAAGCCGUUGAGAGGCUAAUUAAUGAAGGAAAACUAACUGAUGCUCUUGCUGUAUCCGACCGUUGUUUGCGCAAUGGAGCGUCUGAUAAAUUACUUCGAUUGCUCAUUGAUCAAAGGGAAGAAAGAAGUCUAGGCACAGGACAAUUCCGCCCAUAUGGUUCCCGUAACUUGGGGAGUAAUACUUGGCAGUAUUGUUUGAGACUGAGGGAUAAAAAACUUGCAGCUCAGCUUGCUCUUAAGUACCUGCACAGUUGGAACCUUGACGCUGCAACCAAUGUUCUAACUAUGUGCAUCUGCCACUUACCUGAGAAUGAUCCUAUGCGGAGUAAGGUGCUACACAUGAAGCAAUCUCUGCAACGGUAUGGUCAUAUUAUGAGUGCUGAUGACCAUUACACCAGAUGGCAAGAGGUCGAAGUUGAUUGUGAAGAUGAUCCAGAAGGGGUAGCACUUAGGCUUGCCGCCAAAGGAGCUGUAUCUGCUGCUUUACAGGUCGCCGAAAGUGCCUCUCUGUCAAUCGAUUUGCGGAGGGAACUGCAAGGCCGCCAGCUUGUCAAACUUCUUACCACUGAUCCACUUAAUGGUGGAGGCCCAGCUGCGGCAUCACGAUUUCUAUCGACCUUACGAGAUUCCAAUGAUGCUCUUCCUGUUGCCAUUGGUGCCAUGAAGUUAUUACCUGACUUGCGCUCAAAGCAGCUUCUUGUGCAUUUUUUUCUCAAACGUACAGUUGGGAAUUUGUCAGAUGCUGAGAUUGCUCGACUUAAUUCAUGGGCGCUGGGUCUUCGUGUUCUUUCCUUAUUGCCAUUGCCAUCACAACAGCGUUGCUCUUCUCUGCAUGAACAUCCUCAGUUGAUUCUGGAAGUACUAUUGAUGAUGAAGCAACUCGAGUCUGCGUCUCUGGUUUUGAAAGAAUUUCCAUCCCUGAGGGAUGACAAGUUAAUCAUUGCUUACGCUAAGAAAGCAAUCUCUGUCAAUAUCGAUUCUACUCUUAGGGAACCGCGACAAACCAUCUCUGCGGCAAGAGAAAAAGAAAAAAAGGCUGCCAUACCAGCUAAAACAAAUUUUGUGCAGAGUUUUGGCAACUUUCAGAGAGAGGCACGUAAAGCAUUCUCAUGGGUGCCCCGCGAUGGUGGCACCAAAACCCCCCCGAAAGAUAUCCCUCGGAAAAGAAAGAGUUCAGGCUCAGGUGAUAGAUCCUCUUGGGAAGCGAUGCCUGGUGUACAGGAGGAGCAGACACCUGUUUACCCUUCUGAAGGACAAGAUAGACUUCCUUUUGUUUCUGCUCCUGAGGAGUGGGUGCUUACCGGAGAGCCUGAUAGGGAUAACACAACUCGUUCAUGUCAUAGAUAUGAAUCCUCUCCAGAUAUCGCACUAUUCAAGGCAUUGCUUUCACUGUGCACUGAUGAGUCAGUAGCCGGAAAAGGUGCACUUGAACUGUGUGUUACUCAGAUGAAGGUUGUGCUAAGCUCCCUACAGUUGCCUCUCAAUGCAUCUAUGGACAAUGUAGCCCGGGCUUAUCAUGCAACGGAAACUUAUGUGCAGGCAAUCUCUUAUUCAAAAAAUCUACUAAAAAAGCUCACCGGGAGUAGUGAUUUGUCAAGUGGCUCUGAAAGAAGUAGAGAUGCUGAUGAUGUUUCUGUGGACGCUGGCAGUUCAAGCACUGGGGUCCAACAUCAAGAUGAGCUGUCUGAUCUCCUUGCUCAAGCAGAUAUGUGGCUAGGGCGUGCUGAGCUUCUUCAAAGCCUGCUGGGAUCAGGUAUUAUUGCAUCACUUGAUGAUAUUGCUGGCAAAGAGUCUUCAACUAGUCUACGUGACAGGCUGGUCAGUGAUGAGCGAUACAGCAUGGCUGUAUAUACUUCUAAGAAGUGCAAGAUUGAUGCUUUUCCAGUGUGGGUUGCUUGGGGCCAUGCUCUAGUUCGAAUGGAACACUACGCUCAAGCCCGUGUGAAAUUUAAGCAAGCUCUUCAACAGUUCAAAGGUGAUGCGCCUCCUGUUGUCCUUGAUAUCAUUAACACAAUUGAAGGGGGUCCUCCUGUUGAUGUUUCUUCUGUCCGCUCUAUGUAUGAACAUGUAGCAAAAAGUGCAGCAACCAUCUUCGAUGAUUCCCUUUCUGCUGAUUCUUAUCUUAAUGUUCUAUAUAUGCCAUCCACAUUCCCACGAUCUGAGAGGUCCAGGCAAUCCAGAGAUUCUCUAGAUAGCCAAUUUUCGUCUGCUAACUCAUACCUUGAAGAUGGUCCUCGCAGCAAUCUUGAUAGCGUCCGAUAUGCAGAGUGUAUUCAUUACUUGCAGGAAUAUGCUCGCCCACAAAUGCUUGCUUUCAUGUUCAGGCAUGGCCAUUAUGCAGAAGCAUGCUCUCUAUUCUUUCCAUCCAGUGAACCAACCGCAGAAGGGGAAACAUCUUUGUCUUCAGUUCCUCGGAGUGAUCCUUUAACAACUGAUUAUGGGACAAUUGAUGACCUGUGUGAUCUAUGUCUUGGAUAUGGUGCUAUGUCUGUAUUGGAGGAUACAAUAUUGGCAAUAACUCAAUCCCCGACAUAUCAUGACACAACUGUGAUUCAGUACAUGAACACUGUUCUCACCCGCAUUUGUAACUACUGUGAAAUGCAUCGGCACUAUAAUUAUCUUUACAACUUUCUGGUUCUAAAAGGUGACCAUGUGGCUUCUGGCCUUUGCUGUAUUCAGUUAUUCAUGAAUUCAAUGUCCCAAGAGGAAUCUCUGAAGCAUUUGGGACAUGCCAAGACACAUUUUGAGGAAGCUUUAUCUGUACGAGAUAGAACAAUUGAGGCUACAAAAUUGGUAUCACGGACUGCUCGCAAUAAGAGUGCAUCGGAAAAACUAACUAGAGAGAUGAUAAUGAAAUUUUCUACCAGAGUUUCCUAUCAGAUGGAUGUUGUGAAGGUCCUCAACAGUGUAGAUGGGCCUCAGUGGAAGACCUCCCUGUUUGGAAAUCCAACUGAUCCUGAAACUCUGAGGCGAAGGUGCAUGGUUGUUGAAACUCUGGCUGAAAAGCAUUUCGAUUUAGCUUUUAGAAUGCUUCAUGAGUUUGAUCUUCCAGUUGUGGAUGUUUAUGCCGGUGUAGCAGCAUCCCUCGCAGAGAGGAAAAAAGGUGGCCAGUUAACGGAGUUCUUGAAAAACAUAAGGGGAACCAUAGAAGAUGAUGAAUGGGAUCAGGUUCUGGGUGCUGCUAUAAAUGUUUAUGCUAACAAGCAUAAAGAAAGGCCAGAUCGACUUAUUGAUAUGCUAAUCAGCAAUCACAGGAAAGUACUUGCUUGUGUUGUUUGCGGCCGUCUGAAAAGUGCAUUCCAGAUAGCCUCACGAAGUGGAAGUGUAGCUGAUGUUCAAUAUGUUGCCCAUCAGGCAUUACAUGCAAAUGCAUUGCCGGUUCUUGAUAUGUGCAAGCAAUGGCUGGCCCAGUACAUGUAACUGUAAUGUUCUGACUGCCGAGGGAGAAUUUAAAUUAGUACAGAAAAAAGGGGGUUUGCACCAAUGAGCAGAAAGCGGGUUAAUGCAGAGAUCAAGUUCAGAACAAGACCACCCCCCCCCCCCCCCCCCCCCCCCCAAAUAAAGGCCAAGGCGUACAGUUCGUCCUCGCAUCAGCGUGUGUGCCGUAUGUGCAUGCCCGGGUGUACAUGUUUUUGGGUGAGUGGCUGUUGAUGCAUUUGCACAUGGGAGCGCAUGCAUGCGUGAUGUGUGGUGUAAAUUUUGCAGUUCCUUUGCCUCCAUCACCAGUGAUGGAUAAUUCUACCAUGAGGGAUGCAAAACUCAGAAAGGCUAGUGGCUACUUUAGUCAACGUUUGUAUGAGAAGUUUUGGCUGAUCUUGAUUCCUGAUCUUGUGGUUUCUUUUUUUGAGAUGCACAUUUGUAUAGCAAAAUAGUUGUAGAUGCAGAUGCACUUUUCAAGUAGCAGCUUUGAACUCUUGAUUUUUAGCUCAUGAGAAGAAAAAGGUCAGUCUUUCAGCUA
This is a messenger RNA of Aegilops tauschii subsp. strangulata, 8116 nucleotides long. RefSeq lists its product as uncharacterized. Lineage: Eukaryota; Viridiplantae; Streptophyta; Magnoliopsida; Poales; Poaceae. The record is from RefSeq and is a predicted model, not a curated record.